AUGAAAAACAAAUACACUCCUAUUUCAGGUUCUGAUGACUCUUCCAAAACGCUCAAUGAUGAAAAGGCAGAUAGUCGGUCGUCUCCUUCAGAUGGUACGCCUCCUCCGUAUACAGCUUCAACCAAAUUUAUUGAUCUCGAAAUGGCUGAUGGAUCCGCUCAGAAUUCCGCCCAAGAAUCUGUUAAUAACUCUGGAUCGGGUUGGACGAAUACGUGGCAGAUUAUAAUGCACUUGUUGUUUUUUACGUCUUUUGCGUAUAUGAUAUUUUAUGCUAUUUUUCUUGUCGUAUUCUUUUAUUUCAAGCUUUCUUUGAAUGCGCUAGACCUUUGGGGGCUUUCUGCUGGCUGUGUAGCAUCCUUUGCAUUGUUUUUGUUUGCAAUAUUUCAAAUGCCUAAAGAAUGGUUCACGCAAGCUGGAAGGUUAACCAAAAACGUAUUGUCAGCUAUGUGUAUCUCAGUAUUAUAUGUGUGUUUUCUCGAUGUCCCUGGUUUUGUCGUGUAUUAUGCUGCAAAAAAGUUCACAGGAUUUGAAAAGAUAAACAAUCAUUUUUACUAUGCUGUUUGGUUUGUUAACGUUGUCUUGUUUCUUUAUUUGACGAUGAAUGCAAAAGCACGUGAACUACUACUAAGAUUAGUUAUCGUCGAUCUGAGAAACGGCAUAGGCGUUGGCGUAAACGGAAUAGGAAAUGGUAUAGGAAAUGGUAUAGGAAACGCUGUGGAUCGUAUUUUAGGAACAAAUCGAGGAGAGCAAGUACCUCAGAACGAAGAAAUGGAACUUCAGCCUCUUGCUGAGCAAAGCGCUGAAGUUUGA
Messenger RNA from Schizosaccharomyces osmophilus, 810 nucleotides. RefSeq names its product wtf meiotic driver (gene wtf34). Lineage: Eukaryota; Fungi; Ascomycota; Schizosaccharomycetes; Schizosaccharomycetales; Schizosaccharomycetaceae. The transcript is spliced from 5 exons. The record is from RefSeq and is a predicted model, not a curated record. Bases 1 to 810 code for a protein of 269 amino acids.